Messenger RNA from Uranotaenia lowii, 3466 nucleotides. It is a transcript of the gene HPS1, whose product is annotated as BLOC-3 complex member HPS1. The transcript is spliced from 7 exons. NCBI's taxonomy places the organism in Eukaryota, Metazoa, Arthropoda, Insecta, Diptera, Culicidae. The record is from RefSeq and is a predicted model, not a curated record. Bases 464 to 2281 code for a protein of 605 amino acids. Gene Ontology annotation, molecular function: guanyl-nucleotide exchange factor activity. Gene Ontology annotation, cellular component: BLOC-3 complex. Gene Ontology annotation, biological process: vesicle-mediated transport.
AAUGAAACGAAACCAAAGGAGACCAAACGUUACCUUCCAUCAUCUCCCUAUCUUUCGUAACAAGUGUGUAAACAUGUUGCCGCCUCUGUCCAUGCGUCGUCUCUCGUUGGUUUUUUAGAGUGCGGUUUAUUUGCUGUUAUCGUCACACAGGCUUCACCAUCAUCACUAUACAUUUGUACACAGCACAGAAGAGAACGUUGGUAGAAAAAAAGACCGUCGUGUCCUUCUCAGGUUUCAUACACAGAAUUCACAACACAACUCACCACCCCACAGAUUGGGUAGAGGGAAACGGCAUCAACGACGACGCGCAAACGUGAACUGGCAGCCCAAGUUGAAGGGAGUGUUUCUUCGCAUUGCAUUGUGAUCCUGAGGUGAAGUAAAGGAUUUCGGUGUCCUUUGAAAAAGUGCCAAAAACGAUUUGUGAUUUAUUGCGUUUGUUCUCGAUACAGUGUUUGGAAACCAAAUGUCUCCCACCAAAGCGAUGGAAGGUGUGCUGAUAUUCGAUCAAAGCAACGAUCUGAUCUACCAGAACGUGAACGACGCCCUGCGUGCCAAAUUGACCAGACAUGCCAUCGAUCUCGGUUUGCUGGAGGACGAAAAAAGGGAUUCCCGAAAACCACUCGACUGCAAUGUGCUGGUCCAGAUUUUCAGCCCACUGGUGGCUUCGCAAAGGAUAAUGAUGUGCCAGUUCGAUAAUGCCUACACUUCGGUGCAGAUGGAGAGCAAUUUGAAUUUAGUUUUCGAUGAGUUCCUGGGAUACCUAUUCAUUCAAAUAAGCAACAAAGAUGUCGAUACAAUAAGAAGAGAGCUUGGAGUCUGCAUUUGUCUCUUGAAGCAUAUUUGUGGUCCAAACAUAAACACCAUAAAUAACAACAAAAAAGUUGCCUCCCUUUUGACGAACCUGAUUGGUACCUACCGGAAAAUGUAUCGAGCAAACCAGGGAAUCCUGGUGGAAGCCAUCGAGCAGCUACUGGUUAAUGCUGAUGUAAAAAAUACCGUUGUCGGAGCCCUACAGAGUGCAACUGAAAAGUUGAAACAAGAUCCCCACUCGCAGCGAAGUCAUUCGAUCAUAUUCGUUGGGAAUAAGUUCCUGUCGCUGUACAGUAGCCGACAGGCCCAGGAACUUUCGCCCGCCGACAUGCUGUUUUUAAACAUAUUCUGUCAGACCACGGAUCGAGGCGAACAUUCGAAACGGAUCGAGUCACACGUAGUCUUCCUACAGGGUAGUUCCAGUGCGAGUUCACCGGGCUGCAUCCCUCAUAUCGUGCACGUCUGCAAGCUGUUUGACGACGUGUUUUUAGUUCUUUUGAUCGAGCAUGGCAGUAUUCAAGUUUCGGGAAAUUUGUAUGACGUUUUCUUCGGACUUCAAAAACUACAAAACCUACAGAUGCAAAUGGACGUGGAAAAUCUCCGAUCGGCAUUCGAUAGUCUGGAAACCUAUGUGCGACAUUCGUUGGACUCGAUGAAAAAGCUCAAGUACAACAACCCGGAAGCAGACGAAGCAGUAAAGAGCUUCAUCUCCAAAUGGGAUAAUGUUCGGAAGCGAUACAGCGAGUAUUUCAAGAAUUUUGAUGCCGCGUUUAUCCCUAAAAUCGAAUCCAACAUGCCGAUGUUUGUGGACAGUCUGAAGGAAGUGUUCAAGCUGCUGUGUGCCGAGUGCAGUACCUUGGAGCAUGGGCUGCAGCGAGUUUCGGACAUUGCCGAUAUGGUUGAGGAGAAGCUGACCGAAGUGUUCAACUUCCUGCAGGUCAAGUCGCAGAAGAACUUCAGCAUGGGAUCGUAUCUAGAAGAUUUCCCUGGACUUGUGCAUUUCAUACAUAUUGAUAGGAACAAUGGACGAAUCGUUGCACCCGGAUUGGAUCAAGAAGAUUCGGAAAACGUUCUCAAGGAAAGAAUUUGGUCCAUGGUGGAGCUGUCGCGGACCUAUCUUCACAAGGGCCACAUGUCUAUGAUCUGGAAGGACGUCACCUUCAGCUACGGUUACUUCCUGUGGUUCGAGGACCCCAACGGGACCGCCCUGAAGCCGAAGGAGAUUCCGGAUUUGUCCGCCAUCUCCACCAAACCGCAGCUGAUAGCCGGAAUCCUGGCGGGGGACUACUAUCGUCGACUGAUAGAGACCUGCUUCCCGAGGACAUCGCCGAGUAAGAUUCGCUGCUAUGAGCUGUUUUGCGUUCACCUUGGUCUCGUGACGUCUACGAACGUUCUGGAACACUGCCGGCGCCUGGCCGUGACCAUCACCGAUCUGACGGGCUGUGUGGGGAAUCCCAUCGAGUUGUUAUAAGGUUUAAGGUACCGAUCUAUUUUAAAAAGGGUGUAGAUUAGUGGAUGUUCAAAUUAGUUUUCGUGAUUCCUUUUUCAAGAAAAUUUUGCAGCUUCCAAUGUCUUAUAUGUACAAUAAUAGUACCUACUUUAAAUUUUUUGUUCUUUGUUGGUGGUUGAACAAUCACUCUUUUUUCUAACUUUUUCCUUUAUUACAUUUUUAAACACUUAUUAAAUUAACAUAAAUUAUGUUUUACACAAAUUGUGAUUCAAAGUAUUUUAAUUUGAUUUUGUUUUAAUUUUUUUUCCAAUAUUCAAAUCUGGAUCUGGAACUUUUAUUCCAAAGUUUUUAAUAUAUAUUGUAAAUAAACAAAAAUCUGCGACAGAAUUCUUAAUGAAAGAAUCUGAUUUACAUAUUCAUAUUCUAGUUCAGAUUCUAAACUCAGAUGCUCAGAAUUGAGAUCCAAAAUUUCGACCUCAGAAUUAUGAUUUAACGUUCUGAUCAGAUUGAGGUUCAGGUUUUAGUUUAAAUAAAAUUGAAAAUUUCAGAAGAAUCUUACCUCAAAAUUAGAUUUCAGACUCAGAUUUCAAAUUCUGAUCUCAGUUUCAGACCUUAGAUUUAAUUUUCAAAAAUCAGUUUCCGAUUUCAAAUUUCAGCCUACAGAUUUAGAACUCCGUUUCAUUUUCAGCCAAUUUGAAGCAUGUACUCGAAAAAAUUGCACCAUUUUCUUUUAUGAAUUACUUUAGUUUGUGUGUAUGGAAUUCAAUGAAACUUUCAGCAAAAGCAAAACUUCACCAAGUGGUUUUUGAGAUAGCUAAGAAACAUGAAGAUAUAAGAAACCAAAUUAACUCAAUCAAAAGUUAUUCAUAAAAGAAAAAGCGGCAUUUUUUCAGAGAACAGGCCUUAUUAAAAAAAAAACCUGUUCAACCAACUGUCCGGCUAUACUUAGCAUUUUGUUCAUGUUCUGUUAGAAUGAUUGUUUAGAAUUAGCCGAAAUGAUGCCAUUUAGUUUUAAUUUCUCCGAAAUAUGAAUGUGAUAGCCGAUAACCAUCACCGAAAAGUUCCCGAUUGGGCAUCGGGAGAUAUCAAUUUUAAACGGUUUUAACGACAGAGGCAGGCAAGCCGACAGGCACACAAACUGUCGUAUCGUGUAUACUUUUAGCGAUAUAUUCAACAAAAUAAGAGAAUAAAUCAUAAUUAAGUUGA